Messenger RNA from Panicum virgatum (switchgrass), 2721 nucleotides. RefSeq names its product translation factor GUF1 homolog, mitochondrial-like. The coding region runs from base 71 to 1897 and encodes 608 amino acids. The record is from RefSeq and is a predicted model, not a curated record. NCBI's taxonomy places the organism in Eukaryota, Viridiplantae, Streptophyta, Magnoliopsida, Poales, Poaceae. Gene Ontology annotation, cellular component: mitochondrion. Gene Ontology annotation, molecular function: GTP binding; GTPase activity; mitochondrial ribosome binding. Gene Ontology annotation, biological process: positive regulation of translation. The transcript has 12 exons.
CAAAUCCCCUUCCAGAACCCUAGCUCCCGCCGCCGGCCGCCGGCCGCCCCACCCCGGCCCGCGGCUCCGGAUGGCCGGCGCCGCCGCGAUCCAGCGAUCCGCUCGCCGGAUCGCGCGGUAUGCCGCCGCCGCUCCCUCCCUGUCCCGGAGCGCGCUCCAGCAGCCCGGGCGGCUCCUCUCGUCGCAGGCGUCGCCGGAGCACGGGCCCCGCGGCGCGGUGUCCGGGUCCGAGCUGGCUCUGUACCCGCCGGAGCGGGUCCGGAACUUCUCGAUCAUCGCGCAUGUCGACCACGGAAAGUCGACGCUCGCGGACCGGCUGCUGGAGCUCACCGGCACCAUCCAGAAGGGCCAUGGCCAGCCCCAGUACCUCGACAAGUUGCAAGUUGAGAGAGAAAGGGGAAUUACAGUCAAAGCACAAACGGCAACUAUGUUCUAUAGGUACACUACUGCAUCCCAGGACUCGGAUGCGCCAAGAUAUUUGCUUAAUUUGAUCGAUACACCGGGCCAUGUGGAUUUCAGCUAUGAGGUAUCCAGGUCCCUUGCAGCUUGCCAGGGUGCUCUUUUAGUGGUUGAUGCAGCACAAGGUGUACAAGCUCAAACAAUUGCCAAUUUUUACCUUGCAUUUGAGUCAAAUUUGAGCAUCAUUCCUGUGAUUAACAAGAUUGAUCAGCCAACUGCUGAUCCAGAUAAUGUAAAGGAUCAAUUGAAGCGGUUAUUUGACAUUGAUCCAAGUGAAGCUCUGCUCACUUCUGCAAAGACUGGUAAAGGCCUUGAACAUGUAUUACCUGCUGUUAUUGAACGCAUACCUUCUCCACCUGGGAAAUGUGAUUCUCCUGUACGGAUGUUGCUUCUGGAUUCCUACUAUGAUGAAUACAAAGGAGUGAUUUGCCAUGUUGCUGUUGUUGAUGGUGCUCUGUGUAAAGGUGAUAAGAUUGCGUCAGCUGCAACUGGCCGUGCAUAUGAAGUUCUGGAUGUUGGCAUUAUGCACCCUGAGCUUACACCUACUGGAGUGCUCUACACUGGACAAGUUGGGUAUGUUAUUAGUGGAAUGCGCUCAACUAAAGAAGCACGCAUUGGUGAUACCCUUCACCAGGCAAAAAGCACUGUUGAGCCACUUCCUGGUUUCAAGCCUGCGAAACACAUGGUCUUCUCUGGUCUCUAUCCUGCUGAUGGUUCUGACUUCGAAGCUCUUAGCUAUGCGAUUGAAAAACUAACAUGUAAUGAUGCAAGUGUCUCUGUUACAAAAGAGACAAGCAAUGCACUUGGCAUGGGAUUCAGAUGUGGGUUCCUAGGAUUGCUGCACAUGGAUGUAUUCCAUCAACGGCUUGAGCAAGAAUAUGGAGCUCAAGUCAUAUCGACCAUACCAACCGUACCUUAUAUUUUUGAAUAUGGUGAUGGAAGCAAGGUACAAGUUGAGAACCCGGCUGCUUUGGCUUCGAAUCCUGGAAAGCGUGUGGUAGCCUGUUGGGAGCCCACAGUUAUUGCAACAAUCAUUAUCCCUAGUGAGUAUGUUGGGCCUGUCAUUAUGCUUUGCUCAGAAAGGAGGGGCGAACAGCUAGAAUAUACAUUUAUUGAUGCCCAAAGGGCUCUGUUGAAGUACCGACUACCAUUGAAGGAGAUAAUUGUCGACUUCUACAAUGAGUUGAAAGGCAUCACCUCUGGCUAUGCUACUUUUGACUAUGAAGAUUCAGAAUACCAACAAUCUGAUCUAGUGAAGAUGGACAUCCUUCUCAAUGGCAAACCUGUCGAUGCUAUGGCAACUAUAGUGCAUAAUCAGAAGGCUCAGAGGGUUGGAAGGGAAUUAGUGGAGAAGCUCAAGAAAUUUAUAGAAAGGCAAAUGUUUGAGAUCACCAUACAAGCAGCAAUUGGUUCAAAGGUUAUCGCAAGGGAAACGUAAGAUAUUCGAAGCUGCUAUUAGUUUUGAGAUGCAGCGCGGUCCUUGAACUAUUCCUGAAUUGUCACCUAGGCCCUACCCUCAGAGUGCAGAGCCUGAGAGUUUAUGGUCCUAGCCUGUCAGCAAUGAGGAAGAAUGUUCUGGCCAAGUGCUAUGGCGGUGACAUUACUAGGAAAAAGAAGUUGCUAGAGAAGCAAAAGGAAGGCAAGAAGCGCAUGAAACGCGUGGGUUCUGUUGACAUUCCUCAGGAAGCAUUCCAUGAGCUACUGAAAGUCUCCAACUCAAAAUAGAUGGGUGCACAGCAAUUGUAGUUUCUGUAGCUGUCCAAGCUGUGUGGUGAUGACUGGCAGCCACUUCUAGUCUUCUGAAAGGUCCUGACACAAUUAUUCCAAAUUCCAGUCACUGAGUACAUAAUGAUGGCGCCUGCUAAUUUUUUUCUCAGGAAUGCAAGCGCUGCAGAGCCUUGUUUUGCUGAGCUGACAGUUGAGAAGUGCUGAGCCUUUGUGCUCGCAAGUUCUUUCUGUGGUGAUAUACACACGGCUUAUUAGCUGGCUUCAGACUAGUUCGUGAAGCACCGCGUUGAGCUGUCAUCCUUGCAUUUGCUGAUUGAUGGAGAGCCAUCCUUGGGUUGCCUGCUGAACCCAGUUUUUGGUGCAGCCUUGUUCUGACUUGAUACCAGCAUCUGCCGUGUCACACUACACUCACAUUUUGUUGAGAUAAUUUGAGCAGAAGCAAUGGGUCAUAACGCUACAAUUGUUCCCGGAAACAAUGUGGUAUACAUGUGAAAGGAAGUGAAUUGAAUAAAAGUUUCUCAUGUUUUUGAAGAA